Astrephomene gubernaculifera is the source of this 1911-nucleotide messenger RNA. NCBI's taxonomy places the organism in Eukaryota, Viridiplantae, Chlorophyta, Chlorophyceae, Chlamydomonadales, Astrephomenaceae. The record is from the annotation of a GenBank genome assembly.
CACCGCCCCGCCCGCCCCCGGCUCCAUCCACCGCGGCACCGUGCACACCAUCCGCCCCUUCGGCAUCUUCCUGGCGCUACCCGGCUACCGGCGCCACGUGCUGGUGCACAACUCGCAGGUCAGCGAUGAGCUGCGGUUCAACCGGGAGGAUGACGAGGACGCCAAAGUGAAGGCGCUGGAGUUCUACUUCCCCAGGGGCGAGCAGGUAUGGGUGAAGAUUACGGAGGUUGCUCCCGACGACCGCAACCCCGCGGAGAUGCGAGUCAACGGCUCCAUUCGCGCCGUUGACCAGACCUCCGGAACCGAUCUGGACCCGGACGGCCUGAUGGCUGGGGCCCACGGACAGGAGCACCCCGCGGGGGGUGCGGGCGGGCCCGGGGGCAGGGGCCGAGGCGGCCCCGAAACCGACGAGCCUCCCGAAGUGGGUUCCGUACAUCGAGGCGUGGUGAAGCGGAUCGAGGCGUACGGCGUGUUUGUGGCGCUCGAGGGGUACCGGCGUCACGGCCUGGUGCAUACCAGCCAGGUGAGCAACUACCUGAACUUCACUCGGGAGGACUCGGACGAGCAAAAGAAGGCGGAGCUGGGCGGGGUGGUGACGGUGGGCGAGCAGAUCUGGGUCAAGGUGGUUGAGGUGGCUCCUGACGAGGCUCGCGGCGGCUUCAAGAUCGGCUGCUCCAUCAAGCUGGUCAACCAGACCAGCGGGGAGGACCUGGACCCAGCCAACACCAGGUAUCGGCCACGGGGCGAUGGCGCGGGAGGACGUCCGGGAGGUCCCGGAGCUAUUGGGGCGAGUGCGGGAGAAGUUGGGAGAGGUGGUAAGAUCGACUGGGGCCACCUGGCAGCGGAUAACAAGCUGUACGUCAAUGAGAAGGCGGCGUCGCAGUAUAAGCUGCUGGAAGACGAACCGCCGCAACGGCCGCUGCCGCCGCCGCCGCCGCAACUGGCUGGCGGGCCGAUGUCUGGCAGCGGAGGCGGCCCAGCAGCAGGGUCCUGGGGAGGCCCCUCCCGGCCCGGCCCACCAGCCCCCGUCGGCGGACCCAUGGGUCGCGGCCGCGGCAUGGUGCUGCCAGCCUGGAUGACCCAAGGGUCGGCUGGCGGCGGCGGUGGCGGCCCGCCCGCACCCGGCUCCCUUCCCGGACCUCCACCGGGGCCCCCACAACCGCAGCAACAACCACAGCAGCAGCAACAACAGCUCCCGGGACCCAACCAGCUGCCGGCCUCUUCCAAGUUCGAACUGAUUGGGGGCCGGGACCGGGAUGUAGACCCCGGCUCGUUGCUGCUUGACUUUGUUGGCGGAGGAAGCGGUGGCGGCGGCGGGCCGCGGAUUAGCAGCAUAGAGGAGGCUCUCGCAAUCCUAGAGGCGCAUGGAGGCAGCAAGGGCAAAGGCUCUAAGAAGGAGAAGAAGGACAAGAAGAAAAAGGACAAGGACCGGAGGAGCAAGAAGGAGAAGAAGAGCAGUGGCAAGAAGAGCAAGAAGGGAGGGAGCGAGCGGCGACAUCGGAGCAGCAGUAGCAGCAGCAGUGGGAGUGAGAGCGAUAGCGGGUCGGAAGGGGGGGGCCGCCGCCGAUAGAGCUGGGUUGGAUGGGGGCCUCGAGACCUUACUAAUGGAGGUUCCGGAAAUGCGUUGGCUGUUGUACUUGCUACGUUGUAAGCAGGGGCGGGUGCUUGAAUGCACGUUGGCUGUCGCUGCCGACGGCAUUCAAAUUUAGGCUGUAAACUGGCGGUCGGCUUGCCUUGAAUUCAGCCAUCUUACCUCGUACACCGAUUUGGUAUCGGUUCCAACGUUAACGGUUGUAGUACUUUGGAUCUCGAUUGCUCCGAGAGAGCGUCGGUGCGUGUCGAACGGCGCACGGCCUUGGAUCGGCCGCUUCGACAGUCCUUGCGGAAAAGUGUGUAAAGCAAAAACGUGAC